UGGGCUCCCAUAUCCAAUCCCAGUAUAUAUAUGUGUGCGCUUUCUAUUAAGUCUCACUUCAACAUAAUUCAUCAAUGGCAUCUACCAAAGUUCAAAUCCCAACCAUAGAAUUUUCCAAUAUAAAACCAAACUCUCCAAAUUGGGAAUCAACAAAAAUUCAAGUUUUUGAAGCCUUACAAGAAUAUGGUUGUUUUGAAGCAAUAUAUAAUAAUAUUCCAAAUGAAAUUAGAGAGGCCAUGUUUGCUACUUCAAAAGAAAUAUUUGAAUUUCCUCUAGAAACCAAAAUGAAAAAUUUAUCAAAGAAACCAUUUCAUGGCUAUGCGGGGAUGAUUCCAGACUUACCAUUGUUUGAGAGUUUGUGUAUUGCUGAUUUGCUUAAUCCUCAAAGUGUUGAAAAUUUUGCAAAUAUAUUUUGGCCUCAUGGUAAUUCUGAUUUUUGCAAUUUGGUAAACUCCUAUUCAAAUCCACUUGUGGAAUUGGAUGCAAUGGUGAAAAGGAUGAUUUUGGAGAAAUUGGGAUUACAAAAUUACAUUGAUGAAUUUUUGGAUCACAAAUAUUUCCUAUUUAGAUUUACACGUUACAAGGCAUUAUCAACUAUUAGUGGUGCUGAAAAUAGUAAUCCUGUUGGAUUAAAUGGCCACACAGAUGGUACCAUCAUGACUAUAAUAUCACAAAAUCAAGUCAAUGGAUUGCAAAUCAACAAAAAUAAUGAGUGGAUUGAUGUCAAUAUUUCACCAAAUUCUUAUGCUGUUUUGGCUGGUGAUUCCUUCAAAGCAUGGACAAAUGGUCGAUUACAUUCUCCUAUCCACAGAGUAAAAACGACCGGAGAAAGCGAUAGAUUGUCCAUUCAAUUAUUUUCAUUACCAAAACCAGGUCACUUCACAGAGGCUCCAAAAGAACUUGUUGAUGAAGAACAUCCGUUACUCUUCAAACCAUUUGAAACACUUGAAUUGUUUGAGUAUCUUACUUCGCAUGCUGGUGAUAGUGCUCCCGGUGAAACUUUGAAGGCUUAUUGUGGUGUUUGAUACGUUAGAAAAACGUGAAUUUUUUAUGGACGUUUUUGGUACAAUAUCCAAAACGUCCAUCAAAAAUGUUUUCGACUAGUCAUUGCCAGUGGAUUCUGUUGGGAAUUGAAUUUGUGUUUUUAUUGGUGAAGCUUUCAAGGUUUAUUGCGGUGUUUGGUACGUUAGAAAAAUGACGAUUUUUGAUGGACGUUUUUAGUAUAUUAUCGUUACUCUAGAUGGUGUUAUGAAAUUUCUGAUAGAAUGUUCGUUAAAAAUAUUUUUGAUAAGUCAUUUCCAAUAGUUUUUGUUGGAAAUUCGUGUGUGUAUCUUAUGAUUGAAUUGUUGUAGCUCUUAAACUUUAAUGUUCGAUUUUUUUUUAAUUUUUA
Messenger RNA from Capsicum annuum, 1390 nucleotides. Its product is annotated as probable 2-oxoglutarate-dependent dioxygenase AOP1. NCBI's taxonomy places the organism in Eukaryota, Viridiplantae, Streptophyta, Magnoliopsida, Solanales, Solanaceae. Bases 75 to 1025 code for a protein of 316 amino acids. The transcript has 3 exons. Gene Ontology annotation, molecular function: dioxygenase activity. The record is from RefSeq and is a predicted model, not a curated record.